Messenger RNA from Strongylocentrotus purpuratus (purple sea urchin), 1654 nucleotides. Its product is annotated as insulin-like growth factor-binding protein complex acid labile subunit. Gene Ontology annotation, cellular component: extracellular matrix. Gene Ontology annotation, molecular function: protein binding. Lineage: Eukaryota; Metazoa; Echinodermata; Echinoidea; Camarodonta; Strongylocentrotidae. The transcript has a single exon. Bases 225 to 1550 code for a protein of 441 amino acids. The record is from RefSeq and is a predicted model, not a curated record.
CGUUAGUGCUGCUAUGCAGUAUUUUCUUGUCGAUAUGAGAUAAGUCUGAACUUGUAUUUUACAAUUCACAAAUACGUUUUGAUUAGUUUGGAUCUGCUUCAUAGUAUACUUGCAUUGAAGAUUCGCGCUAUUUCUUUAAGCCAAUAUUUUGAGAAGUGUUCUGGAUGGUUUGAUAGAAGAGUUCUUACAUUUGAAACAUAGAUUGUUCAGGACUACGUACCAAAAUGACGAUUUCACGUUUGACAAGCGGUUUGAAAUCUCCAUGGAGAGUACUCUUAUUCGUCUUUCCUUGGACAGCAUGUCUGUUGACGUUAGCCCUACAAGAACACUCGGUUGGAUAUACCAGGGAGAUGGAACCCAACAAAUGUCGUCUGGAGAACAAGACUGAUGGAAUUAAAGCUUUCUGCUCUAACCUGAGACUGAAGUCGAUUCCACAGGAUCUACCACCAAACACAACCACAUUGAUUGCGUCUCACAACAUCAUGCAACUCCUACAGAAUGAUUCCUUUGAAAACCUUACGCGGCUCGUGUCACUAAACGUAGGAUCAAACCAAAUUUCUCAUCUAGAUUCUAGAACAUUUUUGCCUCUCUCCGAUCUGCGAGUCUUGAAUAUGGCAAAGAACAGGCUUACCCACCUGACAGAUGAUGUGUUUGAUUCAAAUCCUCUUCUAUCACUCUUGAUACUCUCUUCAAACUGUUUCUCAUCCGUGCCAUCUGGUGCUCUGGCAACACUUCAUCAACUACAAAUGGUAUCUCUUGAUCACAAUAAUAUUCAGAAAGUUGACUUCACAGCUUUUCGUCAUCUAAAUAACAUAUCGGUCAUUGAUUUGAGUAGGAAUAUAAUUUCUUCUCUUCUGGCUUCUGAUUUUGAACCCCUUCAGAAUUCCUCUCUGGAUUCCAUCAAAUUGGCAUAUAAUAUGGUGCGGAGUCUUCCAUUUGGAACAUUCUCAUUCCUUCACAGAGUGAGUACCCUUGAUCUUCAGCAGAACGCGUUCCUCGAAUUUAACGUGAACUCCUUUCUAGGUAGUGUUAUUAUCAGUGAGUUGUCAGUGUCAUAUUGUAAAAUUGGGAGGAUCGUUCCUCUCAAAGCCACUAGUCUCCAUAACAAGACAACCCUUUCCAUAGAUUCUGUUGAAAUGGAUGGGAAUGAAAUUUGUUCUAUUCCGGAUUAUGCCUUUAGAGGUUUCAGUCAAACCAGAACUCUUAAUAUUAUAAAAAACAAGGUUACAACCAUGACUAACGGUUCUUUCUGUGGACUUGAUUCCUUGGAAAACUUGGACAUAUCUGAAAACCAUAUUAAUUCCUUGCCCUCUGGCCUGUUUCGGUGUAACCCCCGACUGCUGGUACUGAACAUUGCGCGCAAUGAAAUCUUGGUGGUGAAUCCUGUAGCAUUCUGUGGACUGUCGGUCCUUCUCAAGCUUGACCUGUCUCAUAAUUUCAUUGGACGUAUGGAUACCCACCAUUGGAAUAACACUGCACUUCGAGUUCUUGACAUUUCCCAUAAUCAGUAUACGUAUAUAAACAAAAAAAUCUCUUCCUUUGGGGUUUAGCGAACCUCAAAGUUUUGAGCAUUUCCUACAAUGAAAUAGAGACAUUCUCUGCAUACACGUUCGACAAUGUCUCAUCCCUUCAAGAGCUUUAUCUCACGGACAUG